Molecule: messenger RNA, 2167 nt
Organism: Danio rerio (zebrafish)
Lineage: Eukaryota; Metazoa; Chordata; Actinopteri; Cypriniformes; Danionidae
Gene: krt8
Product: keratin 8
Biological process (GO): camera-type eye development
Cellular component (GO): cytoplasm; nuclear matrix; keratin filament
Source: RefSeq, marked provisional
GGCUCAUAUCUGCUGCUCUCGCUCCCCCUUUGCUCCAGGUCAUUCUCUACAAGACAGAAAACACACAAGGCAGGAUGUCCACCUACAGCAAGAAAACCAGCUACACCGUCAAGUCUUCUUCCUCUGGAUCUAUCCCACGCAACUUCAGCAGUUUGUCUUAUUCCGGCCCCAGCAUGAGCCGGCAGAGCUACAGUGCACGCAGCUCCUAUGGAGGUGUCAAUCGUGGCAUGGGAGCUGGAAUGGGAGGUGGUAGUGGCUUCAUCUCUAGCUCUUCAGCCUACGGUCUUGGCAUGGGCAUGGGUACCGGAAUGGGUGCAGGAGUCGUGGCACCAAUUCAAGCAGUCACCGUCAACAAGAGCCUCCUGGCACCUCUGAAUCUGGAGAUCGACCCCAACAUCCAAAUUGUCCGCACCCAGGAGAAAGAGCAAAUCAAGACCCUCAACAACCGCUUCGCUUCCUUCAUUGACAAGGUACGUUUCCUGGAACAGCAGAAUAAGAUGCUGGAGACAAAAUGGAGCCUGCUCCAGAACCAGACAGCCACACGCUCCAACAUCGAUGCCAUGUUCGAGGCCUACAUCGCCAACCUGCGCAGACAGCUCGACAGCCUCGGCAAUGACAAAAUGAAGCUGGAGGCUGACCUGCACAACAUGCAAGGUCUCGUUGAGGACUUCAAAAACAAAUAUGAGGAUGAAAUCAACAAGCGCACAGAAUGUGAGAACGAGUUUGUGCUCAUCAAGAAGGAUGUUGAUGAGGCCUACAUGAAUAAGGUUGAGCUGGAGGCCAAACUGGAAAGUCUCACUGAUGAGAUCAACUUCCUCAGGCAGAUCUUUGAGGAGGAGAUCCGUGAGCUGCAGUCUCAGAUCAAGGACACCUCAGUCGUGGUGGAGAUGGACAACAGCAGGAAUCUCGACAUGGACGCCAUCGUUGCUGAAGUCCGCGCUCAGUAUGAAGACAUCGCUAACCGAAGCCGGGCUGAGGCUGAGAUGUGGUACAAGUCUAAGUAUGAGGAGAUGCAGACAUCUGCAAACAAAUACGGUGAUGACCUUAGAUCAACAAAGACAGAAAUCGCUGACCUUAACCGCAUGAUCCAGAGACUGCAGUCGGAAAUCGAUGCAGUAAAAGGACAGCGAGCCAACUUGGAGAACCAGAUCGCAGAGGCAGAGGAACGUGGCGAGAUGGCAGUAAGAGAUGCCAAGGGCCGCAUUAAGGACCUGGAGGAUGCCCUCCAGAGAGCCAAGCAGGACAUGGCACGCCAGAUUAGAGAAUAUCAGGACCUGAUGAAUGUAAAAUUAGCCCUAGACAUCGAGAUCGCCACCUACAGGAAGCUCCUGGAAGGAGAAGAGGACAGACUGGCAACUGGAAUCAAGGCCAUCAAUAUCUCAAAACAGAGCACGAGCUAUGGUGGAUAUCCUAUGGAAAGUGCCGGCAGCAGCUACAGCACCUACUCUAGCGGUUACUCCAGCGGUUUAUCUGGAGGAUAUGGUGGCGGAUACAGCGGCGGAUACAGCGGUGGCUACAGCUCAGGCAGCGGCUACAGCGACACCGUCUCUCAGACCAAGAAGAGCGUCGUGAUCAAGAUGAUCGAGACCAAGGAUGGCAGAGUUGUGUCCGAGUCCUCUGAAGUAGUCCAAGAUUGAGCAAGUCCUUCCCCCAGUUGUGUCCACUAAACGUCACGCCUCUUCAUGACCUUCCCUCUCAACCAUUAUGGCUGCGGCCCAAAGCUCUAGACAGAAAAGCAGCCAUAAAGCAGGUUGAAAGCCACUCACACUGACCAAAGAAUUCCAGAGGGACCAAAUAAUCUCACCGCUCUUGUCGUGCCUUAAUCCACAUCACUAAAAACACACGUCUUCAGGCCACCGCACCGCACAACUGUCUUCAUGUCUUACCUUGCACAACAUGGCACAACACGUCUGUAGGCUGGACAAUCCUCGAUGUGCCACUAACUGCAGCUAGCCAUUUAGCUGAAAUGCUCAACAUGCUAAGCAAAUGAAGGGAUAUGAUUGCAUUUGUGCUAAAUUGCUAGCAUGUUAGUGGUAGAUCCAUGCGGUUGGCCUGUUUAUUAGAGAUCAUUUCAUUGUACUUUUGGCAAACGAGAAGUUGCCCAUUGUGUAUCCUGUUUUCUUAGGUGCUGUUUUUGCUACCGAAAAUAAAAGUGUUUACCUAAAAA